AUGCUUGAUGAGAGCUACCCGACCUUCUUCCUCAAGCCGUCGGCCGACAAGGUCAAGCACCAUGAGAACUACCUCUUCACUCAGCAUGGCUCCGAGCCCGAUGCCCACUACUCGCUGCACCACGUCGAUCCGGCCUCUAACGCAGCAAAGAACACGUAUGCGGUAGCCCUGUACGACUCGCACAGCCCAGACAUUCUCUACGGCGAGGUGCUCGCAAAGCCCGGCUGGUCACAUCCCUCGCUGUCGCAGGAAGACAUUCGCAAGAACGGGGGCGUGCCACCGCCGCCGCAGCCUAUCUACCCGACCGAGUUCGCCAUCCAGCUGUACAACCCAGAUACGCAGGUCAUUGUCAAGCAGCAGUCGACCAAGUGGAGCGGCACCGUGAGCUGGGACUUCAGCCUGCCGCAGGUCACGUUCCGCACUCCCAGUGCCUCGACGCUCGACCGCACCCAGAGCGACCCCGGCCGCGAUGUGAACACACCGCGCGUGAACUUCGUGUGGCGCAAGGAGGGCAGGCUGGCCAAGGACCUGACAUGCUACAUGACGGGCAAGUCGACGGACGUCACGGGCAGGAAGGCAAAGAAGGGCAAGGAGCCGGACAUUGCCGUCGCUCUGUUCUCGGGGCUUAAGGAAAUGACCAUCAUGGAGUCAAAUCUGUACCGUGUCGAGCUGGAGGACUACAAGGGGCUGGAGGUUGUGCUGCUGAUUGGCGCGGCUGUCAUACGGGACCUGUUCUUGAACGACCAGAAGGAGCAGUUCCACAUCAUCGAGCCCGUGUCGCAGAAGCUGAGUGGCGGUAUGCUAACGAGGAAAACGUCGUCACCAGUGGAAGGCUCGCACAUCACGCCCCCGGUCAUGACGCCGCAGCCCCCUUCCCCACCGCCAUACACGGGGCCGUCCCAGUACCCGCCCGAGAAGGUGCCGCUACAGCCUGCCAGUGGCGCGGCUGUGAACGCCCAGAUUGCCCAGCCUUCCUUCCAGCCUACUCCCCUCGCUGCGAAGCGCUCGUCCCUUGCUCCUUUGCGCACUCAAGCCCACCCGCCCCGUCCUUCGCGACUCCAGCAGCAGCGGCCUCAACAACAACAACAACAACAACAACAACAACAACAACAACAACAACAACGACCCCAACAACCUCGACUCCGCCAACAGCCUCCUCAGCCUCGCCCUCAACAACAGCCCUCUCAGCCUCAGCCUCGCCAGCAACAUAACCCCACACAACCACACCCCCAACAACACCCCACUCAACCCCGCCCGCAACAGCCCGCCGUCCAAUCCCCCCCACAGCAACCCCUUCGCCCAGAUCCCCUCUUACAAUGGGAACUCGACGCCGAAACCGCACGUCUGAAAGCCCAACUGGAAGCCGAGAACGCACGCAAAGAAGCCGCCGCCACCAAAUCGCGCCGAAAACAAGAAGCAGAAGCCGAGCGCAAAACGCUCCAAUUCCUCGAACAAGAGCGCAAGCAGAAAGAAAAGGAGCGCGAAAAAGCCGAGAAAGAGCGUGAGAAAGCAGACAAGGAGAGACGCCGCAAGCAAGCAGACGUCGACAAAGAAACGGAGAGACUGCGGAAACAGUUCGGCGAUCAGAGUAACCUGCUCAACCGGCCGAGUCAGCCGCAGCAUCGCUACUCGGCGCCGCAGGUCGUGUCUUAUCAGCAGCCGCAGAGGCCGUCGCUGGCGCCUAUUCCCCAGGGUUCGUAUCUGGCUACGCCUCCUGGGGGGCAUAGGCCCACGGCGAGUGCGAGCUCGUUUUUCGGGGUGGAUGCGAAUGGGAAUGGGCAGCCGGUGAAGAUUAAGGAGAAGAAGAGUUUCUGGGGAUUGCGGAGUCAGAGCGAGACGACGGCUGAGAAGCUGAGGAAGAAGAAGAGUACCCUCGCUUUCGCCAGCAGCGCAACAGCACACUACCGCCUCCUCGCACCCACAUGGCGCGGCGAUUCAUUCCAAAGCCCAGCCAGCCAGUAUACAUUCCCUUGCGCCAACGUCCCCGAAACCCUCGACGCCAACAACCGCACCGCCUGGCCGCUCACCAGCGGCAGCGUGCGCAUAAACGGCAGCCACACCUCUGCACUAACCUUCAUCAACCUGGGUCUCGGCACAAACGUGACGAGCUUCAACAUCAGCCUCGUCGACGCCUUCAACCAAACGGGCGCCGGCGUGUUCUGCCUUCGUGAAACCGGACGCGAGAACCUCGAGGCUGGGGUGAGACUGGCGGGGUAUACGGGGCUGGGGGAUGCGAGGCUCGAGGGUCUGGAGGCUAGUGUGCAGGUUGUGCAGUUGGGGCAUUCGGGGAGUGCGCUGUAUAAUUGCGCGGAUAUUCGCUUCCAGGCUAAUGCCUCGCUGCUCGCUGACGAUGAGUGCCGCAAUGCUACGGGGGUCAGCGCGGAGGCGAUUGGGAACGUGGAUGCUGGUGCGGCGGGCUCGCCUAGUACGACGCAGAGCGGUGGUGCGACGCCGAGUUCUGCUGCGGCUGGGAUGGUGAAACCGGCUGUGGGGAUGGGCGUGCUUGCUGGGGUUUUGGCGUGGGGGAUGCUGUUGUAGUGGGUGUAGGUUGGGAGUGAGUGAGUUAAGGGCUGCCGCGUGUAUAUGCGUGGAUUACAAUAUAUUGGACAGAGCUUGUGGCUUUCUACGCGCAUCAAGAUCUUGUGUUGAGCUGCGUCGAAGGUUUCUGGAGAAAGUUGUGCUCGAUGCUUGGAGAGGUUGUUGUUGUUAUUGCGGAAAGUGGAAGAAUGGGAAGGGAAAUAUUGUAUCCUGAUCUUGUGUUGGACUUGCUUGGUGGGCCAGAGCCAAAAAAGGUGGAAAGGUUUAGCUAUUUUC
Molecule: messenger RNA, 2814 nt
Organism: Dothidotthia symphoricarpi CBS 119687
Lineage: Eukaryota; Fungi; Ascomycota; Dothideomycetes; Pleosporales; Dothidotthiaceae
Exons: 5
Coding region: 1-2538 (845 amino acids)
Source: RefSeq, a predicted model, not a curated record